GUGAUGCUUCUCCUCCACGGCUUCGGUCCAUCCUCUAUGUGGCAGUGGAGGCGACAGAUUCAAGCCUUCUCUCCGUCCGCUUUCGCGCUAUAUUGUCCCGAUCUUGUUUUCUUCGGUGACUCUACUAGUUCCUCCACCAAUCGCUCCGAGGUCUUCCAGGCGGAGUGCAUGGAAAACCUAAUGGAGAAAAUAGGAAUACAGAAGUUUAAUGUGGUUGGAACAAGCUACGGAGGAUUUGUGGCGUACCAUAUGGCAAAAAUGUGGCCGCGAAAAGUGGAGAAAGUAAGUGAUUGCAAGCUCAGGAAUCAACAUGGAAAGUGUGACAGUGAAAGUUUAUUGCAAAGAUCCAACUGUGAGUGCAUUGAGAAGGUUAUGUUACCAUCAACUGCCACAGAGCUGCGGACACUUAUGGGGUUAGCAUCUUCUUCGAGGCUAGUUCGUGUGUUUCCUGAUGCUCUCUGGAACGACGUUAUUAGUAAUUUAUAUCAGAAGAAUAGAAAGGAGAAAGUAGAACUAUUGAAAGGGGUGACUCUUGGCAGGGAUGAGAAACUAAACAUCGAUCCUCUUUCUCAGGAAGUCCUUAUAAUUUGGGGAGACAAAGAUCAGAUAUUUCCGGUGAAGAUGGCCUACGAACUAAAAGAGAUUCUUGGAGAUAAAACAAAACUGGAAAUCAUUGAGAACACUUCACAUGUUCCCCAGAUCGAAUGUGCUCAAGAGUUCAACAAUAUCGUUUUGAAAUUUCUGAAGGGAUCUCAAUAACAAUAUUUAUACAUUUACUACAUGAUAUUUGAUUAAGCGUGGUUAGUAGUAAACAUAUAAACUAUUUAGUAAUUUACGUAACAUUGCUACUUGCUCAUGUUUUCAUGUAACUUUAUAAUAUUGGUAAGAUGAAAUUGAAGAUCAUUAAGAACAGGUUCCCCA
Molecule: messenger RNA, 921 nt
Organism: Raphanus sativus (radish)
Lineage: Eukaryota; Viridiplantae; Streptophyta; Magnoliopsida; Brassicales; Brassicaceae
Molecular function (GO): catalytic activity
Source: RefSeq, a predicted model, not a curated record